Trypanosoma conorhini is the source of this 1032-nucleotide messenger RNA. RefSeq lists its product as uncharacterized. The record is from RefSeq and is a predicted model, not a curated record. Gene Ontology annotation, molecular function: acireductone synthase activity. The transcript has a single exon. NCBI's taxonomy places the organism in Eukaryota, Euglenozoa, Kinetoplastea, Trypanosomatida, Trypanosomatidae. Bases 1 to 1032 code for a protein of 343 amino acids.
AUGAAGCAGGCAGUAGUCGGUUAUAAAGUUCAAAAUCUCUUGAACUUCCUUGUGGAGAACCCGCAACUUAAAGAUGAGGUUAUCGGCAUUUCUGAGCCCUUGGCAGCGACGCAGACGGAAUUUGUGAUGAGGAGGCGUAGGAGUUUGCAAGAUGAGGAUGCGAUAACAGUAUAUCUUCUUGGCAUGGAGGGGACAGUAGCACCGUUGCCAUUGGUCUCGCAGGUUCUUCAGUGGCAGGCGGAGAAUAUAAAGGCUUUUGUGCACUCCCAUUUCCCAGGAGACGCAGACCUUUGUGGAAUUAUUGGAAGGGCAUCGCAGUGUCUGCCCCCCCUUAGAAAGGCGUUGAAUGCAACCCAAGUGGAUAAGGAUGAAGUCCUCAGCUUAUUUAUAGAUCAUAUUGAUGCACUGGAAAGCGCCAAAGUUCCCUACCCCUCAUACUAUUCUGAGUUACUGGAGAUGGUGCUAGAGGAUGGUUUUACAAGUGAGGUUUUGCAUUCCAAACUCUUCCAAGACGCUGCGAUAAGCAUAAAGGAGUGGGGCUCGCCGCGACAACAACAAACAUUUGUUGCCAUCUGUAGUAUUUGCCCCACUGCCACGGCGAGGAUGCUCCUUCGCUACUGUAGCUAUGACGAUCUUUCACCCUAUGUGUUUGACUACUUUGAUCAAAGGAGUGUUGGCUCCAUGAUUGAGCCGCAUACCUAUCUAACCAUAAGACGACGGCUUGAGAAAAGCCUCAGUCGCAUAAGCAGUGAGAUCAAUGUUGUAUUUAUUACCGAUUCUUCAAAUGGCGCUGUAGCAGCUAAUGCAUCAGGCGCCGCGGAUGCGACGUUUUUCUCGGUGCGCCCUUUUAACAAACCCGUGACACUGGAUACUCUGUUUGUGCUUGACGCCGCGACCAUUUCUUCGUUCCAUCAGCUUCGUGGAGGAGGUGUGUCGUAUCCGCUGCUUUGUGCCGAAGCGAGGGAGUGUAACAGUAGGAGGGCUGCGUCUAAUGAAAAGAGAAAAACGCUGCCCCAAGGAGCGGUAGUGUAA